AUGUCCACUACCCAGACUGCCGCCUCUCCACGGGCGCCCCGCGGCAAGCCGCAGAGCCCAGCCCAGGCGCCCCAGAACAACAACACCAACAACACCACCACCACUACCACCACCACCGGAAGACCGUCGCAACGGAAACCGCGCAACAACCGCGCGCACAAUGGCUACGGCCAGCGUAAUGGCCCGGCCGCGUCGCCCAGCAAAGCGCAUGCGCUCCCCGCCCUCGCCGACAGCGUCACCUUCCCCAGCGAAGACGGCCACAUGCCUUCGGCGCCGCGCAGCGCAAAGAAGCACUCGCAGCCCAGGCCUUCUGACCGCGUCUCGUCGUCCGAGUCUGAACCUGUCCCAAUCAACCCGUCCGCAACUCCCGUCAAGAUCCAGGCCGCAUAUGCGGGUCCCACCUUUCACGCGUCUCCUGCGCCUUCUGCUUUGCCUAUACCCAAGUUUCUUUCUCGUUCUGUGCCCGCAAAGACCCGCGUCGGUCCCCCCACUCCUCCUCCCGAAGAUAGUUCCGAUUCUGGCUCUCUGAGCCCUUCUGCCUCUCCCUCGCGUGCGCCUGUGGCUGCGCCCCCGUGCCACCAGCAGUCUCCCCUGGAUCUCCUGUUUAGAGCCGACGCCGCGGAAAGAGCCAGCAACCAGCAUGGAGCCCCACCCCAGCAUAAUCCAUUCAUUUCAUCCAACCCGGCGCGCUCCCACCACCUCAAGCAUGACUCGUACCAUUCGCUGAGCAGCAUCUUUCCCAUAGAGCUGGACGGCGAGAGCAAGCAUGCGCACAUGUCCCCUCCACCCGCCUCGCAGCGCUCCCUGACAGACCCCAACGGCGUCCCCCAGCUGAAAGAUGCUCAGCAGCAGGGCGGUGGUAAUGAUGUCAUGCAAGACCUCUUCAGCCGGCUUUCCAUGUCUCAGAAGAAACCCACUGCUGCAACACCACCCAUGCCGGGUGCCCAGGGCCCACUGGGGCCUCAGGCACACCAAUCACCCUCGCCUUUCCAUGAUGGCCGGUCGCUUGUCCGGAGCGCAUCUGGACCUACUACGCCGCAAGCGCAGCCCACAAACCAAGAGUCCACUGACUUUUACUAUGGUAACCGCAAUCUCUCCCCGCUCUUCAAAGCGGCCCAGGGCGACUCCACCAAGCGCAACUCUGGCCUCCGUACUGAAAUCACGGCCGAUUCUCCUAUGCUCGUCCAAGACGCCUUUGCAGGUUUCGCGUCUGUACCUCAACCCCACAGGAUGGAGCCAAACGCCUACCCCCAGGGAGGCAACAGAGGAACACCCAAUGCCCAUCGUCCACCACCCUCUGCACCACCCCAUCAGCAAAGCCCUAACAAUCAACGGCGAACGCCUGGGAGGCAGCCACCCCAGCGUCGCCCUGACACCUAUCAAACCAGGAGCCAGAAAAACGCACCAGGGCCUAAAUUUGACAAGGCAGCUACCAGCGGCUCUCCUGUCCCUGCGCCAAAACCUUCUACAACCAUGAUGUCUUUUGUCCCUGCGUCGGUUGCUGCAAAACAACGCAAGGUCUCGACACCCCCUACAACCGCAGCUGCCCCAGCUAUGAAGACUUCUACCCCGGCCGACACUCUAGCUUUGGAGCAGGAUCUCAAGCGCUUGCUUAAUCUCAACACAGCCGGGGAUGCCUCGAGCGUGAGGUAACCUACCUUUUGCACAUCUAUAUUGCAAAUUUUGCUCUCCAGAUACUCUUUCCUUGUGCUGCUACUCUCUCUUACACAGUUUCUUUUGUCAAUAUGCGGGGUUUUUUUAGCGUUUCGACAUUGUCAUGUUGCAUGACUGUACUUUCAUUUAUCGGAGUUUUCGGCGUUUUGAAUGACUCGUCACUCUUGUUUGGUGGACGUAGUGUGGAUUGCGGGGUAUGUCCGGUCCCCUGUGCUCAGUCCGGCACAAGAUCUUUUCUUUGUACGGUUCAUGGAUUGCUGCAUGGGUGUGUGGGAUCCCAAGAGCUGGACGAUUGGCGUUUUUCAACAUCACGUUUGAUGCUUUGGUGCAUUUGGCACCAUGGAGUUGUCUCGACUGGCGAUGUGACGUGAGCUUCUUCCGACAAUGGUCUGCUGUCCACGUUCUGGAUCCAGGCAUGACUCGACUCUUUCAAC
Exserohilum turcica Et28A is the source of this 2108-nucleotide messenger RNA. RefSeq lists its product as uncharacterized. NCBI's taxonomy places the organism in Eukaryota, Fungi, Ascomycota, Dothideomycetes, Pleosporales, Pleosporaceae. Bases 1 to 1653 code for a protein of 550 amino acids. The record is from RefSeq and is a predicted model, not a curated record. The transcript has a single exon.